AAGUGGCCUUCACUGUAACAUUUCCUUUAAUUGCACUUUUCCCCCAAAGUCUCCUUCAUCUUCAUCAUUCCCUUCGCUUUCAAGCAAAAGUACGGUUGGCUCUUCGAAAUCUUCGAGCUUCCGACGAAUUCUCCCCUGCAAAUCUUCGAAAAUGGAAGGGCAGGACUCAGAUGUGCAGAAGCAGAGCACUGCUGAUAUGACGGCUUUCGUCCAAAAUCUUCUGCAGCAGAUGCAAUCGAGGUUCCAAACAAUGUCUGACUCUAUCAUCACGAAGAUAGAUGAGAUGGGGUCCAGGAUAGAUGAGCUGGAGCAGAGCAUCAACGAGCUCAGGACUGAAAUGGGGAUCGAGGGGUCUCCUUCGCCGGUCCCACCAAAGGGAAAGCCAACCGAUGAUUCUGCUUGAAGUUCAUAGCCGUGAGAAAGGUCUUUUGUACCGGUUCGUUCAAGAUACCAUCAACCGCAUGAGUUGUUUAUUUUGCUAGCUUUUGGUGUUCGGUGCUGAAAACCAUGGUUGUGAAUGUAUGAACGUAAAGAAAAAUCUACGAGGUUUAUUUUUGCACCUAUGCCUUUGGCCUUGUAUUUCUAACUUCGCCUUUACAAUACAGUCCUCGAGCUGUUGAG
Punica granatum (pomegranate) is the source of this 621-nucleotide messenger RNA. The record is from RefSeq and is a predicted model, not a curated record. NCBI's taxonomy places the organism in Eukaryota, Viridiplantae, Streptophyta, Magnoliopsida, Myrtales, Lythraceae.